AUGUCCAACAACGAGAGAACUUUCAUUGCUAUCAAGCCAGAUGGUGUCCAAAGAGGUCUAAUUGGUAAGAUUCUAGGUAGAUUCGAAACCAGAGGUUACAAGUUGGUUGGUAUCAAGCUUAUUCAAGCUGAUCAAAAGUUGUUGGAACAACACUAUGCCGAACACAUCGGUAAGCCAUUCUUUGGUCCAAUGACCGCUUUCAUGAGCUCUGGUCCAAUCUUAGCCACUGUCUGGGAAGGUAAAGAUGCUGUCAAACAAGGUAGAGCUAUGUUGGGUGCCACCAACCCAACCCAGUCUGCUCCAGGUACUAUCAGAGGUGACUUCGGUAUUGACCUAGGUAGAAACGUCUGCCACGGUAGUGACUCUGUCGAAAGUGCUAACCGUGAAAUUGGUAUCUGGUUCAAGAAGGAAGAACUUGUUGAAUGGAAGCCAUCUAACUUAGCCUGGAUCUACGAGUAA
This is a messenger RNA of Nakaseomyces glabratus, 459 nucleotides long. RefSeq names its product nucleoside diphosphate kinase (gene YNK1). NCBI's taxonomy places the organism in Eukaryota, Fungi, Ascomycota, Saccharomycetes, Saccharomycetales, Saccharomycetaceae. The record is from RefSeq and is a predicted model, not a curated record. Gene Ontology annotation, biological process: GTP biosynthetic process; CTP biosynthetic process; UTP biosynthetic process. Gene Ontology annotation, molecular function: nucleoside diphosphate kinase activity.